Molecule: messenger RNA, 1104 nt
Organism: Drepanopeziza brunnea f. sp. 'multigermtubi' MB_m1
Lineage: Eukaryota; Fungi; Ascomycota; Leotiomycetes; Helotiales; Drepanopezizaceae
Biological process (GO): ribosomal small subunit biogenesis
Cellular component (GO): nucleolus
Molecular function (GO): rRNA binding
Source: RefSeq, a predicted model, not a curated record
AUGGGCAAAGCACGAACAGAAGCCACGCGCGCCGAGCGCAAAGCAAAGAAGCGCGCUGCCGAAGACCAAAUCCCCGACGUGCCUGAUGCGUGGACCGCAGAGCCUGAAGUCGAAAAGGCCGUCAAGAAAGAGGAUAAGAAAAGGAAGAGAGAUGUAGCUGGGGAGGAUGAGGAGGCUACUCCUAUCAAUGGGGAGAAAGAAAGCAAAAAGGAGAGAAAGAAGAGGAGGAAAGAGGCCGGGGGAGAAGGGGGGACUGUAGAGGAUAGCAAGGUGGUGAAGGAAGAGAAGAAGGCCAAGAAGGAGAAGAAAGCCAAGGUUGAGGAGGAGUCGGCUUCGAAUGUGGAGAUGACAGAUGCGCCGGUGGAUAGAGAGCCAAAGAAAUCAAAGAAAGAGCGCAAAGCCGAGCGCAAGGCGAAGGAGGCUGCUGAAGCUGCUGCGAAUGCGGCGAAUGCGGCGAUUGCGGCGAAAUUUACUACUGCGACAGCUCCAGUUCUGGAAACCAAUGGCGAAAAGAAACCAUCGGCGAAGGGCGAAGCGGCCGAGGAGAAGACUUCGAAAAAGAACAACCGGAAUCGGGAGAAGAAGAGGAAGGGCAAGGCUACGGGUGCCAACGGAGAAGCUGUCGAGGGGCAGGCAGAGGAAAGCCAUGCCGCUCCAAAAUUCAUUGUAUUUGUUGGCAACCUCCCGUUCACGGCAAACACCGCCUCUAUAACGAAGCAUUUCGCCUCCAUAAAACCCAAAUCCGUGCGCGCGCUCACCGAGAAGGAGAAUCCGACGAAGAGCAGAGGAAUCGCCUUCGUCGAGUUCGAGAACUACGACCACAUGAAGACGUGUCUAAAGCUGUUCCACCAUUCGAUGUUUGACGAUGGGAAGAGCGCGCCGAGACAGAUCAACUGCGAAUUGACUGCAGGAGGCGGCGGCAACACCAAAGCCCGUAAGGAGAAAAUCUCCGAAAAAAACAUCAAGCUGAACGAAGAGCGCGCGCGCCGGAUCGCGGAGGAGAAGACGGCCAAGUUGGCGAAGCAGGCUGAAGGCGGCGGGAAGAAGCAUGAGCUGGGCGAGGAUGCGAUUCAUCCCAGUCGGAGACGACAAGUCCCUACUUGA